Cladophialophora carrionii CBS 160.54 is the source of this 2358-nucleotide messenger RNA. RefSeq lists its product as uncharacterized. NCBI's taxonomy places the organism in Eukaryota, Fungi, Ascomycota, Eurotiomycetes, Chaetothyriales, Herpotrichiellaceae. Bases 1 to 2358 code for a protein of 785 amino acids. Gene Ontology annotation, biological process: transmembrane transport; chloride transport. Gene Ontology annotation, molecular function: voltage-gated chloride channel activity. Gene Ontology annotation, cellular component: membrane; Golgi apparatus; early endosome. The transcript has 2 exons. The record is from RefSeq and is a predicted model, not a curated record.
AUGACUCAAGAUGAGGAGCGGGCUAGCGAGAGCACCCGUCUUCUGCCUCACGGUAGGAGGCUGAGCUCUUUGCCAGGUGAAGGAGAUGCUGCUUCGAUCCUUUCUUCGCAUAUCAGCAAAGAAGAACAGGCACUUGGCGAAAGCGCAGUAGGAGAACGUCUCCCAUACAACGACUACACGACGAUCGAUUGGCUGCACGACUUGGUCAAAGACUCGUUCAGACAUCGUUCUGUCCACAGUGGGCACGGCAUUCGACAUGCGCUUAGAGCUUCGUUCGACUCCUGCCAAGGCUGGAUAGCAGCCGCUCUGAUUGGCACGCUGACAGCAUGUGUCGCCUUUCUGGUGGAUAUUGCUGUAGCCACCGUAAGUGACUGGAAAACUGGGUAUUGCAGCAGUAAUCCAUUCGCAAGCAAGGAACUCUGCUGUACUUCAAAGUCACGACUGUGGCCUCUUGCUGAUGCUGGGGAGACAUGCGCGGACUGGCGCUACUGGACGACCAACUACUGGCAUGGGUUCGGCAUUUAUGUGGCAUUUGCCCUCGCCUUCGGAAUCAUCAGCGGCACAAUCACUUUGACCACCAAACGGGCUCUGCCGGCCACUGCCCCGGGUGCGGGAGACGUAGAUCCGGUGCAGACGAUGAGUGAUCGAGCGAGCAACGAAAUGCUGAAACCUACAGCUGCUGGCAAGUCAAUCUAUAUGGCAGCGGGGAGUGGCAUUCCUGAGAUCAAGACAAUUCUGUCUGGUUUCGUCAUUCCUCAUUUCCUGGACUUCAAGGUUCUCGUUGUGAAAGCCGUAGGCUCCACCUUUGCCGUAUCGACAGGGAUGUGUCUGGGGAAGGAAGGCCCGUUCGUCCACAUAUCGACGUGCGUUGCGUACCUCGUUGGUGUCCAAUUCCCGAAAUAUCGGGAGAAUGGGCGAAAGCUGCGAGAACUACUUGCUGCUGGGUGCUCGAGCGGGCUUGCCGUGGCGUUUGGUGCUCCGAUCGGCGGGGUGCUCUUCGCAUACGAGGAGAUCUCGACCUAUUUUCCCCGAAAGGUGCUCUGGCGGGCAUUCAUCUGUUCUCUGUUCGCCGCGAUGACCCUCAAGGCACUCAAUCCGACCGGCACCGGGAAGCUCGUGCUCUUUGAGACCAACUAUGGCACGACGUACGAGCCUUACCACUACGUCGUGUUUGUCGUCCUUGGCAUUGCCGGUGGCAUAUUCGGGGGCGUAUUCUGCAAAGCAAAUUUUGCUUGGUCACGCAGCUUCCGUAAGUACAGCAUCAUCAAGAAUUACCCGGUCUUCGAGGUGGUCCUGGUCGUGCUGGCCACGGCACUCUUACAAUAUCCGAACCCUUUAACCCGAGAGCCGGGCGACGUCAUUAUCAAGAACCUCCUAGUCGACUGCACGGAAAGUCCACAGACAGCUUAUGUCUGUGUGCAGGAAGGAGAUGCUUCGCCCUCGCGCAGAUAUAUAGGCUGGCUCGCGUAUGGAACGCUGGUGAAACUGGUCCUCACCAUCAUAACGUUCGGCAUCAAGGUGCCGUCGGGGAUCAUUAUUCCUGCCCUUGAUGGCGGAGCGUUCUUUGGAAGACUGGUCGGCCAACUGCCUUUCCUGGCACAUACCAUCUCUCCGGGCAUCUUCGCGAUGGUCGGGGCCGCGGCUUUCCUGGCUGGCGUCAGCCGCAUGACCAUCAGCCUGGCUGUGAUCAUGUUUGAAUUGACGGGUGAAUUGGAAUUUAUCGUGCCGAACAUGAUCGGGAUAAUGGUUGCCAAAUGGGUGGCCGACGCCUUGGAGCGUGAAGGCGUCUACGAUCUCGCACAAACAGUUCUGGGCCAUCCGUUCCUUGACCUCGACCAGAGCACGAAGCUGGUCCAGGAGCAUGCUUACCUAGUCGAGGAGCUGAUCCCUCCGACCCAGACCAUGCGUGAGAUUACGGUCGAUGUCCCUCAGAGUGGCGUCGUUCCUCGUAUUCUGCUGACAGAGAAGCUGCACCAACUGCGCCGUCGGGGUCUUAUGGAUGCUGGUCUGGUGCUCGUUCAGCGGACGAUGUUACAAGGCUACUUGGCGGAAGGAGAACUAGAGUUUGGGCUCGAAACUUUGGGCCAGAGUUUCGGCGAAGGCUGUGUGGUGCGUCUCCUCCCCGCAAUAGCAGGGGUCGGCGUGCCAACGGAGCACGAAGGGGAACUCGACCUGUCCCACUUCAUCGACCGCACGCCCUUGACCAUAUGUGCGAAGGCACCGAUGGAGUAUGCGGUCGAGAUGUUCGGCAAGCUCGGACUAAGGCACAUAUGCGUGACAGAGGAAGGCAGCGGAAGACUUGUGGGGGUGAUCAUCAAGAAGAGGCUGGUGGUUUGGCUUGAGAGUUUGAAACACUGA